AUGUCUGCAUCAGAGUCUCACGAGCAGCAGCCCGUCGGCGAGCACCCGAGCAAGCAGCCUAUCGUCAUCGUCGUCAUGGGCGUCGCCGGCACGGGCAAGACCACCCUCGCGACCGCGCUCGCGACCCGCCUCCGGUUCGCCUCCAUCGAGGGCGACGCGCUCCACCCGCCCGCGAACGUCGCGAAGAUGUCCGCCGGGACGCCGCUCACCGACGCCGACCGCGAGCCGUGGCUCGCCCGCCUCCGCGCCGCGGCCGCGCGCGCCGUCGCGCCCCCGCACGGGGCGCGGGGCGUGCUCGUGACGUGCUCCGCGCUCAGGGCGUACUACCGCGACAUCCUCCGCGGCACGCGCGCGGUCGAGGGGGCGGGGGAGGAGGGGGAGGAGGAAGCGGGCGGGGAGAUGGCGAGGACGCCGCUCCCGACGUACUUCGUGUACAUCAAGGGCGAGCGUCCGCUGCUCGAGCAGCGCAUCGCCGGCCGCGAGGGACACUAUAUGAAGCCGAACAUGCUCGACAGCCAGCUGCGCACGCUCGAGAGCCCCGAGGGCGAGCAGGGCGUUGUCGUUGUCCCGCUUGAUGCUACGACCGACGAGCAGGCUGAAGUUGCACUGCAAGAGCUCAGCAACUUUGUACCUGACUUGCUGUAG
Messenger RNA from Epithele typhae, 645 nucleotides. Its product is annotated as carbohydrate kinase. The transcript has 2 exons. The coding region runs from base 1 to 645 and encodes 214 amino acids. The record is from RefSeq and is a predicted model, not a curated record. Gene Ontology annotation, molecular function: gluconokinase activity. Gene Ontology annotation, cellular component: cytoplasm. Lineage: Eukaryota; Fungi; Basidiomycota; Agaricomycetes; Polyporales; Epitheliaceae.